Molecule: messenger RNA, 2145 nt
Organism: Arachis stenosperma
Lineage: Eukaryota; Viridiplantae; Streptophyta; Magnoliopsida; Fabales; Fabaceae
Exons: 6
Coding region: 1-2145 (714 amino acids)
Molecular function (GO): nucleic acid binding; RNA-DNA hybrid ribonuclease activity
Source: RefSeq, a predicted model, not a curated record
AUGAAAGUUACUCACGGUGACGUUACUUUUGCUACGAAUGCUGAUGGUGACUGCGGAGCUCUCUGUGGUUUUUUGAAGUGGCGAGGUGCGAAAUUGAAUGAAAAUGGGAACGGAGUAACGAAUUUGAAUUUUCGUGAUGAACAGGACAAAAAGGUUCUAGUUAAUAGGUUCAGACUUUUUCUGUUGGAGAUCAUUGGUCCUUUGCAAGGAGGGUUCAUUUCAGGAAGAGGAACCACAGAGAAUAUUAUCAUUGCUCAGGAGAUUAUGCACUUCAAGAGGAACACCAAGUAUCGAAAAAGGACCAUGGCGUUCAAGAUUGAUUUGGAAAAAGCUUAUGACAGGAUAGACCGGCUCCAAAAUUUCAAUCCAAAGAGAGAGUUGAGGCAAGGAGAUCCCAUGUCUCCUUAUCUAUUUGUUCUCUAUAUGAAAAUGCUUGCCUGCUUUAUCUCUCAUAAAGUUUUUCAAGGUUUGUGGAUCCUGGUAGCCAUUUCUAGGAACGGACCACGACUCUCUCAUUUGAUGUUUACAGAUGAUCUUUUGCUUUUCUGUAACGCAUCGAAAGCUCAAGUAAUAGAGGUUAUGCAUUGUCUGGACUUGUUUUCUAGAGCGUCAGGUUUGAAGGUAAAUCUUCAUAAGUCAAAGGCCCAGUGUUCUAAGAGGGUGUUAGAAAAGAGAAAAGAGGUUCUCUCAGGGGUCUCUAACAUCCAUUUCUGCAAUGAUUUGGAUACAUACCUGAAAAUUAACAUCGGUCAUGCCAGAGCUUCCAGGAAGACGGCUCAGGAGGUUAUUGAAAAAAUUUUGAGGAAGCUCUCCAGUUGGAAAGGAUGCCUACUGAAUAAGGCAGGGAGGCUUUGUCUUGUUAAAUCAGUUAUGGCCUCUAUCCUGGUUUAUGAAAUGCAAAUUUCUCUUCUCCCGAAGUAUGCAUGUAAUAAAAUUGAUUCCUUGAUGAGACAGUUCUUGUGGAAAGGCCAAGCGACCGGCAAAGGACUACCUCUGGUCAGGUGGGAGGUCGCCAUAACUCCUAAAAGGGCAGAAGGAUUGGGUAUUAGGGAUACUACCUGUGCUAACAUGGCGCUUCUAAAAAAGUUAGUAUGGGAUUGUCUAAAUAAUAGUGAGAAGUUGUGGGUGCAGGUUCUAAAGCAUAAAUAUCUCAGGAAUCAAUCUGGUAUGAAUGCAAAUAGUAGAAAUUCUUCAUCGGCUACUUGGAAGAACAUUGUUAGUGCCUAUGAGCAUCUCAAGGAAGGGCUUCAUUGGAAUAUUGGGAAUAAAGGGGUGUCUUGGGAGGUUGAUAGUCUUACCAUGCCUAUUCUGCAUGAGAUUAAGCAGUUUAUUUGUGGUCUGAGAUAUCCUAGUUCGACUGAGUUGGAGCCAAAGUGGGAGUGUUGGCCUGCAGCAACAAAAAAGUAUAGUGCAAGGGAGGGUUAUAGAUGGUUAUUAGAGAAAACAUUGAAUUGGAAUGCCAAUAGUAACUGGAACUGGUUGUGGAAUACAAACAUUUCGGAGAAGUUCAAAUUUACUAUGUGGCUUAGCUUACAUGAUGCUCUACCAACUGAGACCUUUCGAUUCAAGCGGCAUUUAGCUUCUUCAGAUAUGUGUAAGAGAUGUAACAAGGCGCAGGAGACUAUGGAGCAUUGCCUUAGAGACUGUGAACGAUCAAAGGCAAUUUGGCAUAUGUUGGAUCCUAGUAUCCUGGACUCGACGGCGGGUACUGCUCUUGAAAAGUGGUUUCAUAAGGCCUUGGCUAACAAUGAGGCAUCUUUUGGUGCAGGGCUUUGGUGGGUAUGGAGACAUAGGUGCAAUGACAUAUUCAAUACUGACAACCUUUGGACAGACCACAAGCGGGAUUUGGGUAUAUUAUUAGAGAUUCUAAGGGAGAUUGGAUCUCGGGCUGCUCUGGAAGCAUUCCCCCCUAGUCUAUCAUCAGAUCUUACAAGUGGGUAUUUAUCUGAAGUAACAGAUUUGGUUCACAAGAUUCAGGAGCUUUUAUCUCGUCCUUGGCUUGUUCACAUUGAGUGGGUAUCUCGAGAAGCAAAUAGAGCUGCGGAUUGGAUGGCUAGAUAUGGUGCAAAGAGUAACUCUAAUCAUGUUAUUUGGUCUGAACCUUGUGCUGAUCACCAGCAAAUCAUCCUCUCGGAUAUAGGAUAG